UUUUCAAACUCAGUCCGUUUCGAGAGCUCGCUUGCGCUGGACGUGUGUGCCGUCGUGGUGCCCGCGUCGUGUCAUCAGAAUCCGUCCGUGUGUUUGUCCGCGGUUGCGCGUCGGUCUCAGCAAAGAGAAUCCGGCAUCUUCCGGAAUUCCAAAAAAAAAAAGCAGCCGUUGAUGACUCAAAAGUGUGAUUAAAAGUGGUCGUGGAUUUGCGUUAAGUUUGUUGAAAAGUUGAGGAAAAAUCCUGUCCCAAAGAGGAGGAAAGAAAAAGGAAACGAAGAGGAAUGAAAAAAAGUUUCAACGGGCGGCAGGUGGUUGUUCUUAAAUGUUUGCUUGUGUGAGUGUUGCGAAGAGACCCCGAGCAAAAAGUCCGAGCGCCUCCUCCGUCUGUCAGAUUUACCUGUGGUGGAAGUGUGUGUGAGUGAGGGGAGAUUGUGUUGUUGUUGUUGUUUUUGGAAUCCUUGAUUGGAUUUGGAAUCGACUUAAUUGAUCGCGCGCAGUUGGAAGUCUAUUUUUUGGAAAACUAAUUGCUGUUGGAAGAAAAACAAGUUCAAACUUGAAACUGCAGCAACGAGAAAAGGAGCACUUUGCAGACAAAACACGCACAAAACAAGAAAAAAACACACAGAUUCUGUUUGACCUCACCGCGACGAAAACGGUUGAAGGUUGUUAUGGUAACGGUCGCGGAAUAACAAAAGCCGUCAGCAGCGCAGGUGUGCGAAAUGUCAAAACAUAUUGCGCUGGUCCUGAAUUUGACGUCGAUGGAUGGGCGCCAGGUGUGAAGAACCCGCAGCAGCAGCCGUCCCCGUUCCGGAAGUGGUUCCACCGCCGAAAUCAUGAGUAUCUUUGAUGAGCUGUGGUGAAAAGUGUGUGUCUAUCUGUUUUGAUGAUUUUGAUUUGUGAUUGUUCGAGUGCAUCGAAAGAGUAGUGAACGAUUUUUUGAGGAAGAAAAAAACAAAUCAACGAAAAUAAGGUCAACAAUCAUGAAGGUGACGGUGUGCUUUGGGGCCACACGGUUCGUGGUGCCGUGUCCCCCCGGGACCACGGUGCGCAAGCUGGAACAGGAGGCCGUCGUGCGGUACAAGCGAAAGAACCCGGAGUCAUGGGUCGUGGUGCACCACCUGCAGUCCGAGUCCGGCAUCCUCGAUCCGGACGACCAAAUCAGCGAUGUGGCCGACGACCGGGAGGAGCUCAUCGCUGCCUACGAGGACUGCCCGGGCGGUCUAGAUCCGGGUGUUCCCCAGGGCGGUGGAGAUGGUGCCAGCGGUAGCUCCGUAGGCACCGGCUCCCCGGACAUAUUCCGCUCCGAACCCGGUAAGUACGGUCCGGAAAGCUCGACACCUCACAUUGAGGUCACCUCCACGGCGGAACCUCCCAUGGGCCUCGGCCUGCAAGUCAGACGUGGUAGCGAACCCUCGCUGCACCAAAUCGGAGUCACGGAUCAGCGCAGUCCGCUGUACAACGUGAGUCCAAACGGAGGUUCCCACCCGGACACGAAACGGUGGUCGGCGGCACCGGUCUGCCGCAGUGACACCGAACCCCCGGAACGUCUACUCUCCCCCUCGAACGGGGUCGUCGCGUACAUGUCACCCGAGUGGAACGUCCUGCCGGAGGAGGAAUCUCACGACAGUCUGCCGCAGCAGUUCAGCCGCUCCGGAAGGCUGUCGAUGCAGUUCUUGGGCGCGGAAGCCACCGCCAACGGGUACCGGUGGAUCGAUGCCGCAGAGCGGGCCGCGGCCAACGUUAGCUACAACGGUGUCGGUACGAGCAGCAGUGCCAACAGCAGCUUCAACUCCAAAUCGCUGCCGAGGGAGUCCAAGCGGAAGGAACCACUUGGGCAGGCGAACGCCUCCGUGUACGAGUCGAUCCGGGAGAAGGACGGCGAAAUGCUCCUGGUGGUGAACGAAAACGGCGGUCCCCUGGGUCUCUCGGCCAUCCCAGACCCGGACUACGGUGGACUGCUGGUGCAGAGCGUGGAACCGGGCAGCCGGGCCGACCGGGGGCGGGUCCGGCGCGGCGAUCGCAUCCUCGAAAUCAACAACAUCAAGCUGUUCGGCCUCUCGGAGAGUUCCGUCCAGGAACACCUCAUGAAGAGUCUGUCGUCGCCGGAGCUGCGGCUGCGGGUGAUCCGGGCCGGGUCCGCCCGGCAGAACAAGCGCGACAACCGCGUCUCGCAGAUGAUCGAAGCGGAGGAGAAGCCGGUCGGGGCGAAGGUGGCGACGGUGUCACCUACGCGGAAGGUUCCGGGUGCGCCGUCGGGGAUUAGUCUUCAGACCGCGAAUACGCGGAAGCUCGGCAAGCGGAUAGAGAUCUCGCUGAAGAAGGGCGUCAAUGGGUUGGGCUUUUCGGUGACGACGCGGGACAACCAGGCCGGUGGCCAGUGUCCGAUCUACAUCAAGAACAUCCUGCCGAAGGGCGCCGCCGUCGAGGAUGGACGACUGAAGCCGGGCGACCGGCUGCUCGAGGUGGACAGCGUCCCGAUGACCGGCAAGAGUCAGAGCGAGGUGGUGGCUAUUCUGCGCGCGACCGAGUACGGAGCAACGGUUAAGCUGGUCGUGUCCCGGCAGACGGAACUCGCGGAAGUGGAGGAGCGGGAAAUUGGUUGCGGCGUGGAAAGCGAGAAGAGUACCCCUCCGAAACCUCCGCCACCGGUGCUCCCCAAGUCAUCGCUGAAGCAGUCGUCCCGUGCACGGUCCGAGGAAUUGCUGGACGUGAACGACUCCCCCACCAGUCGUGGACCACCGCCGAUUCAGAAGAAACCUCUCACGUCGAUCCUGAAGUCCGCCUCGACCAACCAGGUGUCGGAACUGUUUCAGGAUCAACCGUUGCAAGCGUCGUCGGCGUCGUCUGGCUCGAGGACGGCCGCGCCCGGUGGUUUCCAGUGGAAGAAUCGGGAGAUACUGACGCUGCACAUCCCGGUUUACGACACGGAGAAGGCCGGGCUGGGCGUUAGUGUGAAGGGUAAGACGGGAUCUGGGAAUAGUAGCAACGGAAGCUCGGGUUCGGGCAGUAAACACGACGGAGAUCUGGGGAUCUUCGUGAAGAGUGUGCUGCACGGUGGGGCGGCGAGCCGCGAUGGACGGUUGAAGAUGAACGAUCAGCUGUUGAGCGUGAAUGGGGUGUCGUUGCUGGGGCAGUCGAACGCCGAAGCGAUGGACACGCUGAGGAAGGCCAUGCUGCAGACGGGAGGAACGAAUCAUCCGGGCAAGAUCAUCUUGACGGUGGCACGUCGUAUUGGUCGACCUGUUAGCACGGGAGAACUGCUGGAGUCGAUCGACAACUCCAACUCCAGUGAUCAAUCGGGAGCGACCGUGAUCUACGUCACCUCGGACAAGCAGCAGCAGCCAUCGAGCGAGAAGCAGCAGCAGAACAAGCGCUACAGCAAUCCGGUGCUAGAUCGGCUUACCGGAGGAACCGGCCAGGGCAACCUGCAGUCCACAGGUGCCGGCGGUAGCAACGGCAGUCUCAACCCGAACAGUGCCAGCGGAAGUCCCAUCAACCAAAGAACGACGGCUGCGGCGGCGAAUCUCCACGCGCUACGCAACGAAAGCUACUACAUGGCCACCAACGACCAGUGGAGCCCGGCGGGGGUGAAUCUCAACGGAAGCAACGCGGUCCUGAUCGAGGAAGAUCCGGAACCGACCUCACCAACAUUCCACCUUUCUCGACCCUCGGAUGGAGCCAACUCCACGUCAACGCCCAUCGGAGACGUCACGUACGCCAGUCAGCUCUCGCUGGACACGAACCCACCGGCGGUGGACGCCUUCAGCCGGGACGCGAUCGGUCGCCGAUCGAUGUCCGAGAAGCACCACGCCGCGUUGGACGCGCGUGAAACCGGAACCUAUCAGCGCAACAAGAAGCUCCGCGAGGAACGCGAGCGUAAGCUCAACUCGUCCAACGGGACGGGAGGUUCCGUCGAGUCGUUGACCGCCCAGAUGGGUCGCAUGAACAGCCUCAAGACCAAGUCCGAACUGCGAGCGGAGGCGCUCGAUCGGCUGGGCGAGCUCGGACCUUCGCUCGGUAUGAAAAAGUCGUCCAGCUUGGAGUCGCUGCAAACGAUGGUGCAGGAGAUCCAGAUGGCGGACGAACCGCGCGGUCCGAACGCGCUGCGAACGCCGCGAGGUCGCGGCCGGGAAGAGAUCCUGCGAGCGGCCGUGGAACGACCGGAGACGCAACCCAAAAAGCACUGGCUCCUCGAGGACGCCGCCCCCGAGGUUGACUCCGGCGGUUUCGUCCGCCGCGGAAGUCCGUUCCAGUCCUCCCUGAACGACGGCAAGCACGGCGCCAAAAACCGCCCGAAAAAGAACGGCCUGUUCCGCGGCAUCGGUCACAUGUUCCGGUUCGGCAAGCACCGCAAGGACGGCAUCGCCCCCAUCGCGGACAACGUCCCCGCAGAUUACACCGCCGGCGGAUGGAGCGAAGCGCCAACCAACCCAACCGCUCAGCAAAAGACGCAAACGCUGACCGUGAAGAACAACAGCUCGAAAACGAACGCGACGCCAGCGUCGUCGACGACGACGACCGCCGCUACCAACGGUCCAACUCCGAACGGAACGAACCUGUCGAACGGUGGCGCCCCGACGAAGGGCACCAACUCCAUCGAGCGAUCCGCCAGUUCCGGGGUGGUCGUGAGCCAUCCUCCGCUGUACCAGCCACCGCCUCCUCCCCCGAACCAACAGCAUCCGCAGAAUGGGGCGGUUCCGACGUCGAUUCACCACACGGACGUGUUCAACCAUCGGUAUUCGCACUACGUGAAUUACGAGGAGCUGCAGCAGCAGAUUAGUCGACGUCACCAUCACUAUCAUUCCCAAAGAUCAACCCGGAACACCCCUCCGGUGGACAUUGCCAUGCAUCAGCAGCAGCAGCAGCAACUGGCCGCGGCCCAGAAGCUGAAACAGGCCCGCCCCGUGUCCAGCUAUUACGACGCAUCGCCCACGUACGAGACGAUCCAGCACAACGGCCUCGGCGGAUCUCAGCGCAAGACCAGCCUGCCAUCGUCCCCGGUUAAGCAGCAGCAGCCUCAGCAGACCAACUGGAACGGGACCAUUUCGUCGAACGGCAGCGGAGGAACGCCGAACGGAGGCGGCUAUCCGGUGAACCACGGAUCGAUCCGCAGCCGGGGACCGUUCGUGACGCAGGUGCAGAUCCAGAACCAGAUGUCGUAUCAGUAGUGCGGGGGAGGACCGUGUCUCGACCCUUUUGUUUUAUUUUUUUUCUGCGUUUUUUUCACGUGCGAUUAAAAAAAUGAUGUUUUAAAUCAUUUUUUUAGUUACCAUUAAUCUUAGGGUUAUCAUUUUCGUCUUUUUUUUUAAACUGAAGCGAACGAAAAAUGAACGCGUUUUACUACUUAACUAAAAAAAGAAAACAAUUUAAUUACUACAAUAUUUCAUUUCCCCUUCCCUCAAACUAGCAGCUAAUGAAACGAGAAUACUUAAUCGAUUAAACAUCCCCCUCCUUGGACGUUAGAUCUAAAGCUAAGCUCAAAACCAGCUUGUAAAUUAUUGUACUGUAAUUCAUUCAUCGAAAUUAAUUUGUACAUAUUUAAAACUUUAAAAAGACAAACGAAAUCUUCAUGGAAAUGUAAUGCUUUCAAAACGGAAAAAAGUGGUGUAAUUUUGCUUCGGAGGUGUCCCCCCGCUGUUAAUAUAUUUGUAUGCAAAUAAAUGUAUUAUUAAAUAAUAUGCAAAACACGAAAAUCAAGCUUGAUCGGACUUUAUUCACCUCAACAGGAUGCAGCCACCGUCCGUCAGAUAGAAAAAAAAACGUCAACGCCACCGUCCGGUUAGAAAAAAGACACACAUGCCUUCACAUAUAAAAACGUGGUAUUGAAAAUGUACUUAAACCAAGCGUUGGUAUUCACACGCUUAAAAAAGAAAGAAAAAGAUAUAUGUUUAUCUAACUAUGUGUAUCGAAGAUGAAAGAUUAACUCUGUAUAAUGUAUAUGUACUGCUACUACUCAAAACGUUGGACAAUACAGCGAAAAGUGUAAAGUAUUCGAAAGAUUAA
Molecule: messenger RNA, 6003 nt
Organism: Culex quinquefasciatus (southern house mosquito)
Lineage: Eukaryota; Metazoa; Arthropoda; Insecta; Diptera; Culicidae
Gene: baz
Product: partitioning defective 3 homolog
Exons: 8
Coding region: 981-5168 (1395 amino acids)
Biological process (GO): establishment or maintenance of epithelial cell apical/basal polarity; establishment of cell polarity; cell adhesion
Cellular component (GO): cell cortex; apical junction complex; apical plasma membrane
Molecular function (GO): protein binding; phosphatidylinositol binding
Source: RefSeq, a predicted model, not a curated record